Camponotus floridanus (Florida carpenter ant) is the source of this 9033-nucleotide messenger RNA. It is a transcript of the gene htt, whose product is annotated as huntingtin. The transcript is spliced from 15 exons. The record is from RefSeq and is a predicted model, not a curated record. Gene Ontology annotation, cellular component: cytoplasm; nucleus. Bases 205 to 8907 code for a protein of 2900 amino acids. Lineage: Eukaryota; Metazoa; Arthropoda; Insecta; Hymenoptera; Formicidae.
UAGUGGCAGUCAGUUCGUAUCGGAACUCGGAACAUACCCUUUUUAGUAUGGCAUCGGCCAGCACGUUGCGAUGUGGUCUCGUGAUAUAUUUGUCAUGAUCUGUCAUGAUUAAUUCGCUGCCAGGCGCAACAAAAUGUCAUUCGUCGACUGGAUUAUCUGAAGAGGUCUUUCCGAGGAAGCUGACAAGAUUCCCCUCGACGCGGCAUGGCUCACUUGAAUAAUAUAUUGAAAGCAGUGGAAACGUUAAACGCUCUACGAGACUCUGAUGUCUCGUCGGAUCCCGGGGCGAGGAAGGAGAAGACAUCGUGUUGCACCAUCAUCGUUGAGGGGAUAUGUUCGCCAACUGUCAGACAGAAUCCCAAGUUUCCACAAAUUCUUGCCGCUACCAUUGAAACAUUGCUGGCUUUGUGCAAUGACAGCGAGUCGAAUGUCAGGAUGGUCGCUGAUGAAUCUCUUAAUAAAAUUAUAAGGGCAAUGGUUGACAGUAACAUCGUUAAGAUCCAGAUAGAGCUUUACAAUGAAAUAAAGAGAAACGGACCUGCGCGUAUAUUAAGAGCUGCUCUUUGGAGAUUCGGCUUACUAAGUCAUAUGAUACGUCCCUCGAGGGGCAAAGCUUAUGUAUCGAAUCUGAUACCGUGUAUAGUAAUCAUUGCGCAUAGAUCUGAAGAUAUUGUGAUUGAAACAUUAUCACAGUCGUUACCAUUAAUUUUUAAAGUGUUAGGACCUUUUAUGACAGACAAGGAUGUCAAGAACUUGCUAAAAGUAUUCUUUGAAAACAUUUCCUCUCCUCAAGCAGCGUUUCGCAGAGCAGCGGCAAAUAUGAUCUUGACAACGUGUAUAAAUUGUAGAAAGCCACAGUUCUUUCUAAAUUAUGUCUUAAAUUAUCUAUUAGAUAUAAUGAUGUCAACGAGAAACGCCGAAGAUUACCCAUCUACUAUCAUAGGCGGAUUUGGCUGUUUAAGAGUGAUUUUACCAUACAUAUGUAAACCCUUGGAGCCUCAAGAUGUUGACAUACAACAGAUAGAUAAUCUAUUACACAUUUAUGAAUUAUGUUUGCAUUACACAAAAUGGCACUCUGAUCAUAAUGUUAUAAAUGCAGCUUUAGAGACACUGGCGCAACUUUUAAGAAUGCCUCCAAAGCCAUUGGUAUCCGUUUUAUUGUCUUCAGAAGGCAUAACUCAAAGCAGGAUAAUAAUAAAUCAAAAUGCAUGCGCUCCUUCACUGGGUCAAAUGAGUAUUUCUAGUGGGAGUAUCGCUUACGGCGGAAAUUCCGAUUCCAUCUUAAACUUGAUACACGAACCUGAUGUUCCAGAGAUUACUCCAAAUAUAGAAAAAUGGAUUGCAGAUACGGAAACGAGUUUGCCAGCCGCGUGUAAUCCGCAAACGCAAAAUGAAUGUGCAGCCAGCGAUGCGGCAGAGAUAAAAGAGAAGAUAUCGGAAAGUUAUUGCGGUCUGAAAAUCGGGACUAUUAAUAAUGAUGAAGUUGCGGAAGGAGGCAGCGAUAUCGAGAGCGAAAUUGAAAAAUCUGAGAGAACGCCGUAUCCAAGCUUACAAAGUGAACGGUCGAAGGAGGAAGAUUAUUCCGAAGAGGCCACUCUGUCCUUUACCUCCCCAAAGAAAUCUUCUUUGGACUUUGCAUUAUACGAAGCGGAUAUCGGAAGUUUUACAGACUCGGAUAUGCCUGUCAAAUUCUGCUGCCGUUACCUGGUGUCGUCUUUCUUGCUGGCGGGGAAACCCGGGCAUUUAGUAUCGGACAAGUUGUUUCGUGUCAGCGUCAAGUCUCUCGCUUUAACAUGCGUGGGUUACAUCUUGAAGCUUUACCCGCAUUUGUUUACAAUGACUGUGGCCAAAGAGUCAAGCUGCAAUGAGACAAAUCAAUUGAUUGCAGACAUUUUGCUGUUUGCCAAUCAUUCAGAUCCCCAGAUCAGGGGCAACGUAGCGAUGAUGAUUGGAAUCUUUUUGAAGUCUGUAUUUGUCCAGUACGGCGGUUCCUUCCAGAAUUUUGAAGCGGAAUGUUCGAUUCAGAAAGGACAUAAAAGUACAUCAUUGGAAGAUUUGAUAAAGUUACUUUUAAAUGGCUUGAAUGAUGAUUCUGCAACAACUUGCCGUCAAACACUGGAUGCAUUGAACCUCUGCUUGUCAGAGUUACUGGAUUCCGUCAGCAAUGAACAUGCUCUUGCAAUUCUGACUGUAUUGCCAAAGCUUAUAAAAAAUCCAUACUUUUUGGUAAAAGUAAAAUUAGUUGACUUGUUGAGUAAACUGUCUUAUAUUACGAUAGAACACAUAACGGAGCAAUCGUUAUUCCAAGAGCACUUUAUCGAUGUUAUAAUAGCGUUAUUAGGCGACCAAGACCAGAGGGUGAGACACGCCGCGUCGAAUGCCAUUGUUAAGAGUAUCCCUUGUUUAUAUUUCCGACAUCCUCAAGAGGAUACUGUUACGAGAAAAGCUACGCAAUACACUCAGGAGUUUUUAAACACCGUAACAUCAAGUAUCUCGGAACUGUCGUCUUAUCAAGAUAAACAUAAGCCAUUCGUGAACACUUCUGUCAAGCCCUUUGUAUUUCUGAAUCACUAUAACGACGUAAAUUACGACUCCAGGGUGGAAUAUUCUCUCUCUCGUAUAGUUAAUAUUUUAACGGAGAUAUUGACGGUGCAUUCUUCGAAAUAUCUCAUUUACGGAUGCUGCGAAACCCUCUUCCGCUUGAGCGAGACUUACCCGACCACGGUUUACGCGAGAGGAUGGGAUUGUAUUCUAACAAAGACACUACCGAAGAGAUCUAAAAAGGGUAGCGACCGAUCAGACACGAGCGACGUCAGUUUUGCGAAUGAGAUGAUCUCGUCUCCAGUAAGCAACGGUCUCUUAUCAUUGACGUUGCCCUUGUUAACGUCAUCGACCAUUAGCUUGGAUCUGUCCACCCAUCGACAUCUGAUCCUUCUUGCCGGCAAUCUAGCUUCCGGAUUGGCCGUCUGCAAUUUUAAAUCCGGCAGUGAUCCGACGAAACUGUGGAACAUGUGCAAGGACAGGUACAUGGAAUUGCUAUUAACGCACAUCAUGAGAGUUCUCAAUAUCUUCGUUCAUGUCGUCGACGACGUGCAACUGGUACAGACCAGUACCAAGCCCGUAUUUUCAUCUUUAUCGUCCACGCAAACGUUGUCGCCCAAAAGGAAAACUGUAUCUGAGCAAAAAUCGAAGGAGAGGGGAGAGAAGAUCACCUUGCGAAUCGGGAAAGAGCAUAUGGGGACGUUCAUUGGUGUACCUCAUUACAUGAGAAUAUACGACAUUCUGAAAGCGGCGCAUUCUAAUUAUUUAGUCACUCUUCAGCACGAAGCCAGCGAAAUGUACGUUUCUCUGUUGAACGCGAUGCUGGACGUUCUCUCUCAGAUCCUCGAGAUCGCGUCUGUCACAGAGGCGGGUAAAAUAGCGGAGGAGGUAUUGUAUUACCUGAAAACCACCGUCGUUUUGUCGCCAACGGCAACGGUUCGAUGCGUCCAGCAGUUGUUGAAGUGUUUAUUCGGUACAAACGUGUGCGCCCAAUGGAGCGAGCUGGACGUACAAAAGAGUAUGGAUCGAUGUGGUACGCUGCGAGAUGACAUCGGAGGCUUUUACAAUCAGUGUUUUCAGUAUCCUGCCAGGCAAAUGGCGAACACGAUCAAAUGCAUCGGGAAUAAUUGCAGAGGUGAAAACGAGCCGGAUACUGGGUGGAUAGGAUUGUUGCGCAGGAAGGGCGAUCGGAAAUUUUCGUCAGUCUUUAAAACCUUAGCGCGAUCCUCGGAUCAAAAGACAUCGGUGGCAUCAUUUAUCCGGCUCUUCGAGCCGAUGGUUAUAAAGUCUUUGAAACAAUACACUGUCACGAGUAACAUCGCGUUGCAAUGCCAAGUUCUAAUGCUGCUGAGUCAACUGGUGCAACUCAAGGUCAACUACUGCCUGUUAGAUUCCGACAAAAUAUUCAUUGGAUUCGUGUUGAAGCAGUUUGAAUUUAUCGAAGAGGGUCACGUACAGCAGACGGAGGAUCUUCUGCCGAGGAUAUUCAAUUUCUUGGUACAUUUAUCUUACGAGAAAAAUCACUCGAAAGCGAUAAUAGGCAUACCAAAGAUAAUUCAAUUAUGUGACGGUCUGAUGGCAAGCGGACAGCCAGCCAUCACGCAUUGUAUACCUGCGCUCGCGCCGGUUAUCGAAGAUAUAUUCCUUAUUCGCAACGGAAGCUCGAGCUUAAUCGAGCAGCGGGAAUUGGAAACAACGAGAGACGUGCUGAUAGCCAUGCUGCUACGUCUAGUGGAGUAUCACGAGGUAGUCGAGCUUUUGGCGUUGUGUUUGGCCGAGUCCAGAUUCAGCGGUGACGGAAACGGCGAGGAGAAAUGGCGAAGGUGGUCCAGACUGACUAUGGACACUGUGCUUCCGAUAUUGGCGGCUGGAAAACUCAGGAUAGAAUCCGAAAGGGCGCACGUCGCGCUGGUGAAGCUAUUUGCGGCUGUCUCGCCAACUGUUUUCCGACCUGUGGAUCCUCUCCUGAAGAUACUGUUCACUGUAUCGAUAUCCACAACAGCUUCUAGUCUGAAACUCAAGCGAUGGUUGGGCAUGAUUAACGUCGUACUGCUCUCGUUGAUCUCCUGCGCGAAAGAAGAGGCUAUGCUAGCACGUCUUUUGGAUCUUAACGUGGGCAUAACAGAUGUGUCGCAUCUGUUCUCGCCACAUCAAUGCUCUGAUUCCUCCUCCUCUUCCCACGAGUGUUCCACGGAUCCUUUGAACGCCUUGAGUAUCCAGUCUCGUCAAGUGCCACCCGAACAUAUAUUAGCUAAAUUUAUAUUCAAAGUAAUCAAUCUGAUAAGCGCAAAGGUAUUCAAUCUGCUCGGAUUGAUAAACCACAAGUCCGCGGAUCCUUUCGUCGGUUUCUCCGAUUACACAGCGGACGACAAUUACAUGGUGCAUCAGUUCGCGUUCUUCCUGCAAUUAUGCAUUCACAUGUUCGAGUCUGGCAGCCAUUGCAAAGUGGCGAAUGCGACAAUGCAAAUGAUUCAAGGACGCAACAUAUCCGACGAGGAGAAGUUGCUCGUCGAUGAUUUAAACUGCUUGAUGCUCGGCAUUGGGAAUGUCUGCCCGACAGUGACGUGCCAAUGGGCCUAUUUGAUGAUUCUGUUGGGGUACAACGAGAUGUCCUUCUGGUCAAAGGUGCUGGGCACCAACGAGAGCGCCGAUUACAUCGUCGUGCAUCCUCGGCCGAGCGAGAAGACGCGCGAUUGCAUUAACGGUAUAAACAUCCAGAUUGUCAGGAGAGGAGGAAUCAUAUUAUUCUGCGACUACAUAUGCGAGAAUCUCAAUGACGUGGAGCCACUGACGUGGCUGUUGGUCAAUCAUAUAGAAGAAGCGGUAGAUAUUGCCGUCGAGUCUCCAGUGAGAGAUCUGCUAACCACAGCCAUACACAGGAACCCGGCAGCCAGCGGAUUGUUAGUGCAAGCGAUAGCAACGAAAUGUACGGAUCUAUCGCGACCCAGUUUCAUAAAGCGUCUGCUACAGUGCAUCGAGGGCGCGCAUCAUUCGCAGAGCGGCGCGGUUAUAAUGACCCUGAUACCGCGACUCUUAUCCACCAAGUAUCUCGCUUUGUCGAGAAUAGCUGCGAAAAUUGCCAGCCGCAGAGUGGAAAUAUUGUUGACCACAGGCGCGGAAGACGUGAUUGAUCAACUGUCGAAAGACGAUCUCGUGAAGAUUAUGGACACCUUGCAGACUACCAAGUUGGCCAAGAAACAUGGCGGCCUGGUCAGCCUGUUGAAUAAGCUGGCCGUGCAAUAUUACGAUCUAUCGCCGUUGGAGCUCGACCAGUGCAGACCGUUCAAUCCGUCUACCGUGAAGAAUAUUCAGUUGGAUCGAAAUUGGUUUCUGUCGCAGGUGAGAUUAAGAUGCUGCCACGCCAGUGCCGGUAACAAUCCUAUGGAAUUGGCGCAGUUACUCAAGGACUUGGAUUUCGAUGACUGUCUGAGCAUUCUCUCUUGUAAGGAGUUUAAUCUGAAAAUUUUGAAACACUGUAUAAUAUUGGGUGCCAGACUCAGCGUCCAGAAGUGUCAAGAGUUGGAAUUCGGGCAGGCGCAAUGCGAGAAGGAUUUUCAUUUUAACGCGAGUCCCCUGUACGUCGCUGCCAAGCAGUGUCUGCUGGAGCACAUUCAUUAUAUCUGCGAACUUGUGCCGAGGCCGCAUCAGAUCUACAACCCAGAACCGGAAGGAAAUAGCAAGGAAUUGAAGUACGCCGCUAGAUUUUCCGAACUGCUGAGCGACACUCUGUAUUGGGAGAUCCUGUUCACGAUAAUCCCGACCGUCAAGAUCUACAUGAAGACGUUACCGAAAUUGGCCAAAUACAACGUAGCAAAGAUCGACGUGAGAUUCGAAGAGGACAUCGCCAAGUUUUCCAUGUUAUGCCUUGAGCUGGCGCAUUGGAUGAUCCACUCCGAUGUACGGAACAUUCAUAGAUUGAGGCCACACGACAUGGACCUCGCGCUGAGCUGCGCAGCCGAGAUCCUGAGACAUGCCGCUCCGAGUAAAAUCUUCGGGGACAGCGCGCGUUACACCUGGGUCUGUUCCGCGGCAAUCUCUUUGACGAGAGUCGUGGAGAGUGUAUUGACGACAAUGGAACCUUUACCGCUUGUGGACUCGCAGGCCUUAGAACCGGCUCUUCGAGACGACGACACCAAGGAUUACGCUCGAGCGUGCAUCCAGAUGGCAUCGAUAGUCGCUUGGCUCGAGAAGCGUCAGGUGGAAGGCUUCUCCACGAGGGACAUCCCGCCGUAUUUGUUCAGCACAAUAAAAUCGCUCGUCGUUAGCGUGAGUCGGCAACCGCUGGUCAACUCUUACAUCUUGACACCACCGUUGGUGUGGAAACGCGGCUCGGGUCACACUGUCGGCUCAGGCCCCACCAAGUGCUACUUUCCACUAUUGUCAUCCGAAUCCAAUCUUCUACAAGAGGUGGAUAUUCUCGAGCAAUUCAUUUACCGAGUAAAUUUACUGGGCUGGAUCUCGAGGUCGCAGUUCGAAGAGAUCUGGAUGGCGUUCUUGAGCGUCCUUAACUUUCCGCAGAACGAAAACACGUCCAAGGAGGACGUGGCAGCCUUGAUCCAAGCGAGUGGCUUGGCGGUUCAGGCGAUAACGAGACUGCUGUUGCAGACGUUGCUGCUGCCGUGUCCCGGCAAUCCUGAUGCUAGCGUUUUGAUUCAUCAUCCGAGAGACCCGCAGCUCUCCGUUCACAAAAUCAGUUCUCAGAAGCUGUACGCCAUACAGGAGUUGCUCUUGUGGAAGUACGAGUACAUGAAUGACGCGGGAGGUAAGAAUAGUCUGAGAAUAGAGCACAUAUUUCGCAGGGGAAACUUGGAGAGAACCGCAAUGACAUCCGACAGAUUUACGUACAGCCAACUAUCGGUCUCCUACUUGUGGUCCUUGUGCAAUUUGUACGAGGACAAGUUGAACGCUUCCGUCCUCGACUUGAGGAACAGGAGAAACGAUGCGCUGAUGUCCGCGUCGCUCGAUCUAGAUUCGUGUCUGCGUUUCUUGAUUGAGCAUUACACUAUCUGGAUGUCGCCGCAGGCUAAAACACCAGUACAAUUAUUGACGGAGAUCGUGAAGUCCAUUCUGGCGAUCUCGGAACUCUUUUUAGAGAGAUCGCAAUAUCAAUGGAUGUUGGACGUGUGUCUGGAAGUCUCGAGGAUACAUCCGACAGAAAAUGCGAUUCUACAUCAAUAUCUGGUUAUUUCUACGUGUAAAGCUGCUGCCGUUUUGACGCCACUCGAUUUGGAUACCUUGGAUAAGGUGAGGCGCAUAGUGGAUGUUAAUUUAAAGUCCGGAUUCUUAGCCUCCAGAGUUUCCGCACUUCACGGCUCUCUAUAUCUGCUGCAAAGCGCGGUACUCACCAAAUGCGAGGAAACGAUGAACAUUAUACAUCCUCUAGCUAUCGAAUAUAUACAGAAGCACAUUGACUCGCAAGAUUCAAAUAACAUUUCAAGUCAGAGCGAGGAGCAUCAGGGAAUAAUGUGGGCUCUGGUGUUCUUUCUACUGGAACACGCGGAGGAUACCCCACCAGAUGCGGAAGCACCGGCUGUGUUGGAAUUAGUCCUUUCUCUAGUCACAUCUCAGAAUCUCUCUUACGGUUUACAUCAAAUGCUGCUGCAGGGUCUCGAGAGACUCGUGGCAACGAAGAGCGUAGUUGGCAAAGUCGCUGAGCAGAUUGUUAAGAUUGCAAUAGACCGGCUGAAGCAACCGAGUCCAUUGCUGGCGCUACCAGCACUGCAACUUCUGCUAACAUGCAUGUACACGGAAGCGGCUGACCGAUUGAAUCGCCCCGGUGUCGAGGAACCGUUGCCGGAUGUGGAGCCGGAGACACUGGUCCGAUCCAUAGAGCGUAUAUCCGCGAUAUUCGACAAGAUCCGCAAAGGUUAUCCCAUGGAAGUAGAGGUGUUGUGCACGGUUCUGUCAAGCGUUCUUGGUGACUUUUUCCCGCCAUCGGAGAUCUUGACGAAGGUCAUAGGAGAAUUUCUAUCUCCACAGCAACCACAUCCGAGAUUACUCUCUGCCGUUGUCUUUAAAGUUUGUGAGAAAGCAUGUACCUGCACGGAAAUGGAGCUCCUUCAAGAUUGGGUGGUAUUCAGUUUACCGAAUUUCAUUCAGAGCUUGCCAAUGGCAAUGUCGACUUGGUGUUUGUCCUGUUUCUUUAUAAGCGCAUCGACGAAUCAUUGGUUGAGAGCUUUAUUUCCAUACGUUCAAUCGAGAAUAGGAAAGUACGAGUAUGAAGAUAAGAAAAUGUUGUGUAUAGCCGCUUCAGACUUUUACCAUAAGCUAUCUAAGGAAUCGCAAAAAAAGGCGUUUGUUGAGACUUUCGAAGCAGCUGCUAAGGAACCUGGGACCCCGUUCAGUGAUAUUCUAGCAUCUUUUUAAUUGAUAUUGACCAUAGUGUUGAGAGAAAUAUUCUACGAUAUUAAAUUCAUACUGUAAAAAAUUAAUAUAUGCAAUGACUUGUGCGGUGUAUACGUGUAUACGCACGCACGCACGUGUACAUUUGUA